GUGUGUACAUUUUCCCACCCCAUUGAAACGUCUCAAUGACACAAGCAUUAUCCUUCCACGGAAAGCUUAACGCCAUAUAGAGAGAGAGCCACUAUAUAUAUACAGACGCACAGACACACAAAUAUAUAAAACCCCACUUCAUCAGAGUCUGUCUGUUCUUCGCACGAGUAAUCAAUUAUAAUGGGUCGCCAUUCCUGUUGUGUAAAGCAAAAACUGAGAAAGGGUCUGUGGUCCCCUGAAGAAGAUGAGAAGCUCUUCAAUUACAUUACCAGAUAUGGCGUUGGCUGCUGGAGUUCUAUUCCCAAACUCGCUGGGUUGCAAAGAUGCGGAAAGAGUUGUAGGUUGAGAUGGAUUAAUUAUCUGAGGCCUGAUUUGAAGAGAGGCAUGUUUUCUCAACAAGAAGAAGAUCUCAUACUCAGCCUUCACGAAGUUCUUGGCAACAGGUGGGCUCAGAUUGCAGCACAGUUACCAGGAAGAACAGAUAAUGAGAUAAAGAACUUUUGGAAUUCAAGUCUGAAGAAGAAGCUGCUGAAGCAAGGGAUUGACCCAACCACACACAAGCCUCUAAUUAUUUCAGAACCUCAUCAUCAAUCGUCAAUCAAGGAGGAGAACAAAGGUCUCACAGAUUCAGAGACAGUACUAUUGCCAUCUAUACAGAUUCCAUUCUCAGUCGUCUCAGCUCCAACAACAUCCUUGGGCUUCUCAUCAUCAUCACAAGGAUCAUCAGUACUUGCAGGAAGUGAUUCCAACCAGUUUGAUCAGAAUAAUAGUGGUUAUGACCCAUUGGCCUUAUUGGAGUUCCAAAUGGCUGGUUUAAACCAAUCCUCUUCUGGGUUCGGAUCAUUCAAUAUGUCCUCAAUAAUGCCAGGUCUGAUCACAAAUUCCAUGGCAGAGUUCUCAUCAGAAAACAAUUCGGGUUCGAGAAUCAGUUCAAGCAAUAGCUUGAGCAGCUAUAUUCAAGGAGGAGGGUGUCAUCAGAUAAGUAACAGUUUAGCGAUGGAUCCAUUGUUGUAUCAGUUUCAUGAAGCGAAUGGUAUAAAGAACGAAGAAGAUUAUCAGUUGAUGAAGACGACGACGACGACAGGGUCGUCGUGGGAAGAAGAUGGCCAGCUUCUGAAUCAAACCUCCAUAGAUUUCACCGCCAACUAUCCGUUAACGUCACUGUCAGAAGAUCUAACGCCCGCGAAUUUUGAUGCUUUCCACCAUAUGUGAACUGUAAAAAAAAAAAAAAAAAAAUCCCCUCCUUUUUUUUCUUUUGCUUUCGAUUUUUUGAUUUUUGAUUGAUUCUUAACAUAGAAAGACGGUGAUGUGAUAGUACAGCCAACUUCCACCAGAUGGAUCCGAUCCCCUCUUUUCCUUUUGGUUUGCAUUUUAUUUGUUCUUUCCAAUUGAUUUUUAUGAUGUAUUUGGUUUAAUUUCUUCGUUGAAGAUUUCAUGUGACGAUUCUUGCACAUUAAUUAAUUAAUGAGUGAAAGUACCAAUUUUGUGGCCC
Molecule: messenger RNA, 1492 nt
Organism: Neltuma alba
Lineage: Eukaryota; Viridiplantae; Streptophyta; Magnoliopsida; Fabales; Fabaceae
Product: transcription repressor MYB4-like
Exons: 3
Coding region: 181-1212 (343 amino acids)
Source: RefSeq, a predicted model, not a curated record